AUGAUUGUUGCUGCCGCGCCCAGACUGAGCUCGCAGCCUCGCGCGGCAUGCGCCGCCGCCCCGCUCGGUUCUCUGUAUUGCUGUGAUGGCAGCGGUUGCAAGUUGCGAGCCUCCAGUACAAGGUUACAACUACCAGCCCCCGAGGAACAACCUCCGAGCAAUAACUACUUACCGCCUGCCUCAUACAGCCCGAGUUACACAAACACCGCACCCAGCCACUCGCAUACCGGUCCCAGUUAUCAUAACACCGGUUCUAACUACCAUAACACCGGUUCCGGUUAUGGCGGUACCGGUUCUGGACAUUCAGGUGGUGGUCAUCACGACCAUCACGGUCAUGGGAAUGAUAACGAAGUGGUAAAGAAUUUGUGA
Molecule: messenger RNA, 369 nt
Organism: Diatraea saccharalis (sugarcane borer)
Lineage: Eukaryota; Metazoa; Arthropoda; Insecta; Lepidoptera; Crambidae
Source: the annotation of a GenBank genome assembly